AUGCCUGACCCGGCCCCCAUCCCAGAAGGCUAUGUUGACAAUCUCACCUCAAUCCAACAAGAGAAGCUACAACAAUUCUGGAAGAUCCUCCAACAAUCAUGGGACUCUACUUUAGUCAGCCCAGGCGACGCAAAUUCAGUAGCAAACUCAAGUACAAGUCCGAAAGCUCGCCGGCGUUGCUUCUCCUUCAGUCGCUCCCCAACUGAACCCACCGACGAAGGACUAUCUACAAUCCCACCAAAUCUCCUCUCUUCUCUGAAACGUCUGGGCACAACCGGGAACGACCUCCGCACAAUCCAAUCCCUCCUCAACAAGUUCCCAGGUGACCAGCUUCGCGCAGCCUUUCUGUCAAUCCUCAAACAAGACCACCCAGACGCUUUAUGUCUACGCUUUAUACGCGCAGAAAAAUGGGACGUCCCCAAGGCGUGGAUCAAGUUCGUGCGCGCUCUCAAUUGGCGCGUAAACGAAUACAAAGUCGAUGAGGUGAUGUUCAAAGGCGAAGAAUACGCAUUCAAACAUUCCAAGAUAGAGGGCGACUCACUCGAGAAGAAGGAUGCCGAGGGAUAUCUACUCCAGGCUUACACCGGUAAAGGACAUUUGCACGGAAUCGAUCUCGAAGGCCGACCUAUUUGUAUUGUUCGGGUACGGACUCACCAGCCGGGAACUCAAACAACAAAAGGAUUAAAUGAUUAUAUUAUCCAAUUAAUUGAGCUCGUGCGGCUAUUGAUGGUUCCCCCUGUGGAGUCGAUGGCUAUCGUUUUCGAUUUGAAUUCUUUCUCCAUCUCAAACUGGGAACUGGCGCCGGUAAAGUUUAUUAUUGACUCUUUUCAGGAAAAUUACCCGGAGUCAUUGGGUGCUAUGAUCUUCUAUAAUGCGCCUUGGAUUUUCUCGGGCUUCUGGAAAAUCAUUAGCGGUCUCCUUGAUCCGGUCGUCGCUUCCAAGGUCCAUUUUGUUACUGGUGCCAAGGAGCUGGAGAACCUUGUACCGGCAGAGCACAUUAUCAAAGAGCUUGGUGGUCCGGAAGACUGGGAAUGCAAAUACAUUGAACCUCGGCCCGAUGAGAACGAGAGACUCCAUGAUACGGCGACUCGGGAUAUUAUUCUUGAAGAAAGGAAAUCGCUAGGUGAUGAUUUGUUCCGUAUGAAUGCGGAGUUAAUCACUAGCUCCAAGGAUGAUUCUUUGAUCGGUCGUCGAGAUGUGGUGAUCAAACAGUUGUCGGAUAACUAUUGGCGACUUGAUCCAUAUAUCCGAGCUCGUAGCCUUUUGGAUCGCACUAGGGUUAUUCAAGAGGGGGGAAAGAUUGACUUUUACCCUGAGCCAGAAGUUGAGCUUACCAGUGAUGUUGGAGAGAAGACAGCAGUGGAGGAGAGCAAUGGUACACAAUUGGCUACUGUAGCGGCUUGA
Penicillium odoratum is the source of this 1404-nucleotide messenger RNA. Its product is annotated as CRAL-TRIO domain-containing protein. Lineage: Eukaryota; Fungi; Ascomycota; Eurotiomycetes; Eurotiales; Aspergillaceae. The record is from RefSeq and is a predicted model, not a curated record. Bases 1 to 1404 code for a protein of 467 amino acids. The transcript is spliced from 4 exons.